Messenger RNA from Mauremys reevesii (Reeves's turtle), 2581 nucleotides. It is a transcript of the gene SENP3, whose product is annotated as SUMO specific peptidase 3. The transcript has 11 exons. Gene Ontology annotation, molecular function: deSUMOylase activity. Gene Ontology annotation, biological process: protein desumoylation. The record is from RefSeq and is a predicted model, not a curated record. Lineage: Eukaryota; Metazoa; Chordata; Testudines; Geoemydidae. The coding region runs from base 410 to 2218 and encodes 602 amino acids. Gene Ontology annotation, cellular component: nucleus.
GCAGGUCACAUCUUUGCCAUGCCUACCUGGGGAAAGCUUCCUGAACGGGGACCAUCCUAUUUCAGCAGCAGGUCUUGUCUACACUAGGCAAAGCCCCGCUGCCUUUGGACGCAUCUUUUCUGGCACUUUAUACCGGUACGGUACGCUCCCGAUUAUCCGAAACACCUGGGGGACCCGGAAUUUAUUUGGGUAAGCGAGAGGGCAGAGAAAUUGAAUCAGCGGCUUGGCGAUGUCGUCUUCAGUCCUGCCCAGGGGUCUUUGCUUCAUGAUCUGAACCGCCGCGAUCUCCAAACCUCUUCCUUGGGUAAUGCAGAGGUUCGGAUGAAAGGGUUUCGGAGAAACGGGAGGAUACCGUAUAUUUAAAAACACGCUCUUGGAGUGAAACAAGCUAUACAGGCACGUCGGAGCCAUGAAGGAAACCAUCCAGGCCAGGAAGCCGUGGGGCCCCGGCCUCCGCGAGCCCCACAAGCGGGAGAGGCUGCGCCUGGCGUCCCGGGACUGGGAGGAGCCCGCCCCCCCGGCCCCCAAGCACGGCGGCUGCUUCGAAGGCGGGCGCCGGCUGGCCUACACCAAAGAGCAACCCCCGGGCUUCGCGAGCGAGGCGGAAGGCCCCGCCGGCGCCUGGGACUUGCCGCGCGUCUCGGGCUGGGCCCGGAGCAAAGCGGCCGGGGAGAAGGCGGCCCGGAGCGGCGGCCCGGACUGGCCCUUCGCCGGCGGGGCCGAGGGGCGGCCGGCGCUCCCGGGGGCCACCCGGCGGCGCUGCCAGCUGCGGCGGCGCCAGCGGGCCCGGCGGGCCCUCCGCAUGCUGCUGUACUCCAAAUGGUCCUCCCUGGCCUUCCCCUGGAAGCUGUGGGGCAAGCUGGCCUGCCGGGGGCGCCGGCGGGGGGGCGCCAAGCCGUCCCGCUCCUCCCUCUCGCCCGGCUCCCAGCCCGACCACGACCUGAAAGCCUGCCCCCUGGAGGAGGAGGAGGAGGACUGCCAGGGCGGGGCCAAGCCGGGGCCCCGCCCCUCGCUCUUCCGGCCCCGCCCCUCGCCCCGAUUGGACUACCACCUGGGCGGGGCCUUCGCCCCCUCGCCCCCCCGGCUCGGCCUGCUGGGCGAGGCGCCCGGCUCCUCCCCGUACCCGCCGUACGCCCAGCUGCAGCGGGUGGACGGCGCCAUGGAGGUGGGAGGGGAGGACGGCGCCCGGUCGCCCCCCGGGAGCAGGAGAGAGGCGCCAACGCUGGACGGGGACCCAGGCCCCGCGGGCGCCCUGCCCAACGGCUUCGCCUCCCUGGACGGCGAGCUCGGCGCCCUGGCCGCCGCCUCGGACCCCAGCAUCGUCAUCAGCAACGUGUGCAGCAUCGGCGCGGUGGAGGAGUUCUUCCGGGCCAAGGACGAGGCGCCCCCCGGGGAGAAGGCGGCGCAGCACAGCCCCCUGCGGGAGGAACACGUCACCUGCGUGCAGAGCAUUCUGGAUGAGUUCCUUCAGGCCUACGGCAGCCUGAUCCCCGUCAGCACGGACGAGGUGGUGGAGAAGCUAGAAGACAUUUUCCAGCAAGAGUUUUCCACGCCACAGAGGAAGGGCACCGUGCAGCAGCUGAUCCAGUCCUACCAGCGCAUGCCAGGCAAUGCCAUGGUGAGGGGCUUCCGGGUGAAUUACAAACGCCACGUGCUGACCAUGGACGACCUGCAGACACUGUACGGCCCCAACUGGCUCAACGACCAGGUCAUGAACAUGUACGGGGACCUCGUCAUGGAUACGGUGCCAGACAAGGUCCAUUUCUUCAACAGUUUUUUCUACGAUAAGCUACGAACCAAGGGGUACGAGGGGGUGAAACGCUGGACCAAAAACGUGGACAUCUUCAACAAGGACCUGCUGCUCAUCCCCAUCCACCUGGAGGUGCACUGGUCCCUCGUCUCCGUGGAUGUGAAGCAGAAAAGCAUCACGUACUUCGACUCGCAGCGAACGCUCAACCGCCGCUGCCCCAAGCACAUCUGUAGGUACCUCCAGGCUGAAGCAGACAAGAAGGAUCGGCCGGACUUCAGAGAUGGCUGGAGGGGCUCCUUUAAGAUGAACGUGGCCCGGCAGAACAACGACAGCGACUGUGGGGCCUUCGUCCUGCAGUACUGCAAGUUCCUGGCCCUGGGCCGGGCCUUCACCUUCACCCAGCAGGACAUGCCGAAGCUCCGGCGCCAGAUGUACAAGGAGCUUUGCCACUGCAAACUCAGCGUGUGAGUCGCCCGCCUGCCUCUUCCCUCCCGGCGGGGGCCCACGCGGACACCGCCUCCCCCCCGCUCCUGGGGGGGGGACCGCACCCCGAACCCCGGAAGGACGGGCCGCGGGAAGGGGCAUUAACUCUGUAGCAUUGGAACUGUUCAAGCCGGGGCGAGAGAAGCAGCUAAUCCCAAUUCCCCCCCAUCAACCAGACCUUUGGGGGACCUUUUUUUACUUGGGGGGGGGGGGCACGUUCCCCUUUCCCCCUGGUUCUGUAUUAUUUUUUUCAUAUUUAAACCCAGUGUCCCUUGUUACAUUUUGCGGCGGGUGGGGUGGGGGGGCGGCUCAUGGUAAAUACACCCCCUACCCCUGAAUUUUGGGGAC